AAAAAAAAAAAAAGCGAGAUAGUUUAAGGUAAUACUUUUGUGAAUUCAACCGUUUUACUUUUUAGUUUGAAUUGUCUGACAAAGGAAAAAAGUGUAGGCCUUUUUAUUGGAUAAAUCCACCAAAAUGCUUCUACGUUUAACAAAAAAGUUAACAAAAAAAUGUGUGUAAUUAUUACAUGUUUUUCUUAAAUUGUUUAUAUAAAUGUAUUUAUUUGCAUUUUUUAAAACGUAUAUCGUAUUUUAAUGAAAAUGUCAGAUCAACAGUUUAAAACUUUCAACGACAAAGACGCACACGCUAACCCAGAAACAAAUGACAUUUCUGAAAAUGCUCCUGCUUCAUUUCCUGUGAAUGAAUCGACUGAAGACGAUUCCACAUUGGCAGAAGAAAAAGCAGCGCCACAGGUGGGAAUGAUAGACCAUGGUCCCAAUACAUCUGUCUCUGGAGAAGCAGACAGUAAAAACAUUGGACAAGCCGACCCUAAUGACGUACAUCCAAGUACUACAGAGGAAACAACAGAAGUUGCAAAUAUACAUGCACAAUCAGAGACCGACGCACAGGAUUCAGGUGUUCCUGAGAAAGUUUAUUCAGCUCGGGAUACAACAUAUGUAGUGACACCGUUCAAACCAGCGUCUCCAGAUGAGAAAAAUGCCACUGCGACAGUUAAGGUCAUGCUUCUUCCUGAUGGCUAUGUAAUGACUGUGGCCUUUGCAAUAGGCCUUACAACAGACAAUCUGAAGGAACAUUUUACAACUGAAUUGAAAAUACCACCUAAUGUAUUACAAAUCAUAUUUAAUGGAGAUGUUGUUGAAGAUUCAAAGACUCUACUGGAUCUUGGCGUAAGGCCACAUGGCACCAUCCAGCUUGAAAUGUCUUCUACUGACCCCCAAAACUACCCAAUCAAACCAGUUAAACCCCAGCAGGAAUACAACAUGCCUGAUGUCAUAACUGUCAGAGUUCAAAAAGAUGCUGAUACAUAUCAGGAUGUAGUGGUUGAAAUUGAAAGGACCACACGCCGCAACGCAUUUCUGGGUGGAUACCGACAUAAAAUAACAGGGAUAGAAUUCCAUCAUGCAGGAGUACAGACUAUUUCCAAAAAGAGACCAGACAAUGGAAUUGAAAAAUUUUGUAGAAACACACAGACUGUUAGAGAGAAGAGUCAACACCAGCAGGUCACCUACACAACAUCUACACAGAUGACGAAGAUAGGGUGUUACGUGUCUAAUACUACUGACAAACUGAUAUCACCAGGAAAGUAUUUCACAGCUGAUGAAUACCACUACAGGAGGCUAAAAGCAGUGAUAGUCAUACAGACUUAUGCCAGGCGCUGGCAUGCCAUAAGACUGGUAAAACAGCUGUUGCAUGACAAAAUGGUUAGGUUGGAUUGGGAGAAGAAGGAGGAACAAAGAAAGAAGAAGGAGAAGGAAGACAGGCUGAAAAGGGAAUAUGAGAGGAGGAUGCACCCCAAAACAAAGGAAGACUUUGACCUACUGUACCAUGCUUUGGAAAAAUGGAGGCAAGAAGAACUUGAGCAUAUCAACGCGACUCUCACUGGAGCAGAAAGGAAAGCAGCAUUGUGUGCACUGCUGGAGCAAGAGACGCAGCUCAUUGCUUCAAUUGGGAGGCAUAAGCUGGAUGCUAAUGAAGAGAAUAUCAAAAACUCAGUACAAGCCUUUUUGGAAAAGUGUUCUGAGCCAAAAAAAUGGAAAGCAUUUGACAACAAAAUCACUGAAAUGGAUACACAGUACACGAUCCGCGCUAGAGAGCUCAAAGAUAUUUAUGCAACUAUAAACAUGAAGCAUCUCACCCAAGAUGAAAGAUUGGAUUGCCUUUUGACCCUAAAACAUACUGUAAAGGAGGAUAAAUGUAAAUUGACUGAAGAUAUAGUAGAGCUGAUCGACAGAGAAGCAGAUCUUUUAAUGAGAGGGGUCAAGGAGUCCAAUCUAGAGGGACUCAGAAAAAGAAUAUCUACACUGUUUCUUCAAUACAUUAAAACACCAACAUUCAACCCUGAAGUUGCCAGAUUACUCAAGGUUCCACAGGAUCCAUCACAGUUACAUAAGAAUAUCUACUUCUGCCCUGGAUGUAGACGUUACCUGCGCUCCACUGAAUUUUCUCUGACAGCAAAAUCACACACAACUGGCAGGUGUCGUCAGUGUAACAAGCUGGAUAAUGUAGCCCGUCAACGAGAAGAUUUAAACAAAUACAAGAACAUGCUCACACAGCUUAGACAAGCAGAGGCAGAGUACGACAAAAAAGCAAAGAUUGCUUUCUUACUGCAGGAACAGGAUCUGCAGUAUCUGCUUAGGGUUAUCUGGGCUACUCAGUCAGCUCUGAGUGCCUGGGAUGACCUGUAUGACCUUGUCAUGGUAAGGUGGAAUAAAUACUUUGAAUGGUCUCCAUGGAACUGUAUUCUGUUAACAAAAGAAGAGGCAGCUGCACAUUUAAAACUGGACAAUGUUGAGCAGGCAUAUGGAGUUGUGUUCAUUCGUAAGGUGAAGCACAAGCACACUUUGGCAAAGAAAUAUUUCUCACAGAUUCCAGCCAUGGCUCAGUUCUUGCGCUGUCGUGAUUCUCAGCCUGCAGCUCCUGUCAGUGACCUUUUAGUAACAAAGCCUGCUGUGACCCAGGCCUAAUUCCAUUCUCUAUUGAUAGGUUCAUGUGUUUUGUUUUGUUUUUUAAUUUAAAAGAAAGGUAUGAAUACAAUUGGAAUAAAUUUAAACAAAAUAGUU
Messenger RNA from Polyodon spathula (Mississippi paddlefish), 2730 nucleotides. It is a transcript of the gene iqub, whose product is annotated as IQ motif and ubiquitin domain containing. Gene Ontology annotation, molecular function: protein binding. The record is from RefSeq and is a predicted model, not a curated record. Gene Ontology annotation, cellular component: motile cilium; acrosomal vesicle. Gene Ontology annotation, biological process: cilium assembly. NCBI's taxonomy places the organism in Eukaryota, Metazoa, Chordata, Actinopteri, Acipenseriformes, Polyodontidae. Bases 244 to 2634 code for a protein of 796 amino acids. The transcript is spliced from 12 exons.